AUGCCUCGAGACCCCGGGCCCGAGGCCACCGGCCGCCCUUUGACGUCGUCGUCUCUCCCCACCGCCGCCGUCUCCGCCGCUUCCGACCCGGAUCCCCUCAGCCCGACCUCGAAACCUGCCUCGUCAUCGUCGCGCCCAAGCCUGCUGUCGCGCAUCAGCCUGCCGCUUGCCCUCCCCUUGAGGAGUCGCAACCGCAACGUCGUCGACUUCCACGUCCGCUGCGACGAGCCCUACCGCAAAUACAAUGCAGGCGACUCUGUCCGCGGCUCCGUCGUCCUCGCCGUCGUCCGCCCACUGCGCAUCACCCACCUCGUCGUUUCCCUCCAUGGCCACGUCCGCGUCCUCAAAGAUCCCACCUCGGCCACAAAGGCCCAGCUCGCCGCCGCCCUGCCCGGCGGCACUUGCGCCCGGCCUCAGUACCGUGGCAAUGGCCUCGCCAGUCUGUUCCAGGAUGAACAGGUCCUGAGCGGCGAGGGCAGGCUGGAGCCCGGCAAGUAUGAGUUUGGCUUCGAUCUCGUCUUUCCCGUCACCGAACUGCCAAGCAGUAUUGAUUUUGAGCGCGGCACCAUUUCCUACAUGAUCACGGCCACCUUGACUAGGCCGACGACGAUUGCGCCCACAUCCUCGUGCGAUCGACGAGUCAUGCUCACCCAGAAGAUCGACAUUGGCAUGCUUGCCCCUCCCCGCCCGCGAACCAUCUUCCUCGAGCCCAUAUCCAAGCGCGUGCGCAGGAAACGGACAACCGUCGUGGACAAGACGCCGACCGCAAACUCCGAGAUCAACGAUGUCGCCUCCGAACCCGACUCGGCGGACCGCUCCAUCGUCACCGACGACUCUGGCCGCGACGCGCAAGCCGACCACCGAAGCCACAUCCCGAGCGACGUGCGCAGCGAGGUCAGCGGCGAGAGCGCCCGCAGCGUCAGCACCGCCGUAAGCAAGGUGGAUUUCGCCCAGCUGCCCCAGAUAGGCGCUGCCAUGUCCUCGGCGGCCAAGCAACAGUUUGUCGACGACAAGACCAUAACCGCAACCAUUGAGUUGCUGAGAGGCGGCUGCCUCCCUGGGGACACGGUAUCGGCGCGCGUCACUGUGCAACAUAUCAAGCGCGUCAAGAGCAUGACGGGUGUUAUUGUCACCCUGUUCCGUCAAGGCAAGAUUGAUACCUCGCCGCCGCCCUCUCGCUUUGCCGGCAUGAGCAAGGACGAGGCCAGGAAGCUGGAUAAGGAGGAGAUGUAUCCGAGAUCCCGGACCAGCCUGGGGGGCUUGUCACUCUCCUCGACGAGCUCCACGAGCGUGUUUCGCAAAGACCUGGACCAAACCGCCGCGCCCCUUAUCAUCGACCCCGCCACGCUGCAGGCGUCCGUCACUAUCUCGGUCAAGGUGCCCGACGACGCCUUUCCCACAAUCAAGGGCGUGCCGGGAGACAUGAUCAGCUUCAAGUACCAGGUCGAGGUCGUUGUCGACCUGGGCGGCAGGCUGGCGAGUCAGCUCCAGGGAGGGCAGUCACUGUCGAGGUUCGGGCCAUACGGCAACGGUGGCUCAGAGCAGGGCCCAAAUUCGUACGGCUCGCGCAGAUCAGCCAACAUUGCCGACACGGCGCAGCUGAGACGCGAAAAGGGCGUCAUCUCCGUCACCAUGGAGACCGUUGUGGGGACGGCGGACAGCUCAAGGAGCCGCAAGUCUGCGGGAAAGCCGCCCGAGUCGAGGACCAUCAGGAUUCGUGAGAGCGACGCCGACGACGACGACGAGGCCAUACGUCCCGAAAUGAACGAAGCGCCUUCUGGCCACUUCCACGCAAACGGACAAGCGCCAAGCGGCCAAUCGUCGCAGCAGCCCAACGACUACCAAUUCACUCCGCCACCCGGAGAACCCCCUCGCCUCCCUCCAGAGCCGCUGCAGCUCAGUCGUGGGCCUUCGCAUCGCCAGUUCGCACAGACCAAUGACUACCACCGCGAUGCCGCCCCGUCCUACAUACCCGCGCCCCAGGUCGCCAAUCAGGGCAACAUGACGGAGAAGGAGCGCAUACGAGAGGCGGAAACUAGGCUGCUGCCCAGCCAGCCGCCUGCUGCGAGUCCUUCGUCCGCAGAUGACGACGACAUUUACGACGCCGAAGACACGCCCCGACUGCCAGGGUCAUCCCCGAGCGCACCGGCCGAUAGGGACGUGGUAGCCGGACCAUCGGCGCCGACGGAGGAGCAGGUGUCUGCGGGGCGUCCUGUCGAAGACAAGCAAGAACUGGAGCGGCUGAGGCUGAUGAACGAGGCGAGCGCACCCCCUGAAUUUCCCGAGGACGCUGAGGGGAGGGGCGGAGGCUCGUCACCGCCAGACCAAGCACCCGAGGUCGAGCCGUCGGCGCCAUCGCUGGAUGUUGACGGAGGUGAUUGCAACGACUCUUAUCUUGGUCAUGGCGCAGCAGCUGGCCCUUCGAGGAGCGGGGGCAGCAGCCAACAUCCGGAGCAGCUGCCGGCGUAUGAGCGAUGA
Hirsutella rhossiliensis is the source of this 2478-nucleotide messenger RNA. Its product is annotated as pH-response regulator protein palF/RIM8. Gene Ontology annotation, biological process: ubiquitin-dependent endocytosis. NCBI's taxonomy places the organism in Eukaryota, Fungi, Ascomycota, Sordariomycetes, Hypocreales, Ophiocordycipitaceae. The record is from RefSeq and is a predicted model, not a curated record. Bases 1 to 2478 code for a protein of 825 amino acids. Gene Ontology annotation, cellular component: plasma membrane; cytosol; cytoplasm. The transcript is spliced from 2 exons. Gene Ontology annotation, molecular function: ubiquitin protein ligase binding; protein-macromolecule adaptor activity.